CGAGGGGGCGUUGGCAGUCAUAUUUACGUGUUGUAACGUCUGGGAAGUGUAAACGAUUAUUUUGUAAAUUGUGAAAUUGACAACAUUUCUAUGAAGUGGAACACGUGACGCAACUAUUUGAUUUAAAAUGGAUGCCAGAAAUACCGAAUAUCAUUCUCUGUUUGGAAAUCAGAUAACUGAUCGACCUUUAUUUGGAGUUUCAAAUAGAACAGAUAGAGUUCUCAAUCUUAUUGUUGGUGUUUUUGUUGGAGUAUUAGUUGCAAUAACUUUAAUAUGUGCCUUUGUAGCAGAUAAAUCCAAUCGAGGUUUAGAUGUGUUCUUUGCAUUUUGUAUUGUUUUUGUAUCUGCUUCUCAUCUAAUACUAAUUUAUUGGUACCGUCAAGGAGAUAUAGAUCCAAAAUUCCGCUAUCUGAUAUACUAUAAUGCAUUCACCAUUAUGUUGUUAUGUAUCUGUAGUUUAUGUUACUUUUUCCACAAGAGCUAAAAACUUGUAUGUAUAUAUGUAACUCAAAAGUAAAUAUAGCUUUUGGUGCUUGGAUUUAAACUAAAAAAAAAAUAUCAUUUAUAAAUAAAGGCACAUAAACUGGAUAUGUCCAUGAAGUGCCUUAAAAAUUCAUAAAAUUGAAAAAGUAGAUUUUAUGGCAAUAAUUUGAAUUCAUCAUGUACAUUAAAAUCAUAUAUGCACAUAGUGCAUUUAAAACAUUCCUACAUUUUGUCCAAAUAUAUUUUUGAAAUUUUCUGAUAUCAUUUAAUCAAUGUCAAAUCAAUAAUGUUUAUGAUUUAUGUUCUAGGUGUAUACAGAUGUUAAAUUGUUACUGUUAAGACUUAGUUUAAGAACUGUUUUACUAACGUAAAUAUUUAUAUAAGUGUUGUUUUGAAAUAAAAUUUUUAUUAAAACUGA
This is a messenger RNA of Centruroides sculpturatus (bark scorpion), 901 nucleotides long. RefSeq names its product transmembrane protein 243-like. NCBI's taxonomy places the organism in Eukaryota, Metazoa, Arthropoda, Arachnida, Scorpiones, Buthidae. The transcript has 5 exons. The coding region runs from base 128 to 484 and encodes 118 amino acids. The record is from RefSeq and is a predicted model, not a curated record.